AUGGCCAACAUCUCCACGGUGACCAAAUUCCUCCUCCUGGGGUUCUCCGAUGCCCGAGAGCUGCAGCUGGUCCACGCCGUGCUGUUCCUCCUUGUCUAUGUGGUGGCCUUGUUGGGGAAUCUCCUCAUUAUCACUAUCACAACCCUGGACCACCACCUUCACACGCCCAUGUACUUCUUCCUUAAGAACUUGUCUUUCAAUGACUUGUGUCUUAUCUCCAUCACCGUCCCCAAAUCCAUUGCCGUCUCCCUGACUAAUAACAAUUCCACUUCUUUCCUGGGCUGUGCUUCUCAAGUCUUACUGGUCACCUGGUUUGCUGGUUCAGAGUUUUUUGUUCUCACGGCAAUGUCGUACGACCGCUAUGCUGCCAUCUGCCUCCCCCUGCGCUAUGAGCUCAUCAUGGAUAGAUGGGCCUGUGUGCAGAUGGUGGCUGCCUCUUGGCUCAGCGGAAGUCUGUUUGGAGUCUUGUUUUCAGUUUCAACGUUCUCCUUGCCCUUCUGUGGGUCCAACACUGUCCAGCAGUUCUUCUGUGAUGUCCCCUCACUGCUGAAGAUCUCCUGCUCCGAGGACCAUGAUGCUAUUGAUGUGAUCGUGGCUGUUGGAGUAGUCUUAGUUGUCGUCGGGUUCACUUCCAUCAUCAUCUCCUAUGUCCGCAUCUUCUCAGCCGCGCUGAGGACUCCAUCCUCUGAGGGACGGAACAAGGCCUUUUCCACCUGUCUGCCCCACCUCACCGUUGUCACAGUUUUCCUCUUCACAGGGAUAUUUGCCUAUAUCAAGCCUCCCUCAGACUCUUCCUCGGCUCUUGACCUGCUAGUAUCUGUGUUCUAUGCCGUGGUGCCUCCUACCCUGAACCCUCUUAUCUACAGCCUGAGAAACAGGGACAUGAAGGCCGCCCUGGGGAGGACCCUAAAAGGGGGAAAUGCCCGGUGGCUCCUGUGGGAUAAGCUGACUUAUCCACAUACAAAAGUGUCCUACAAGUCCAAAGAGAUAGCCCUGAGAAUCUCCUGCUCUGAAGUCUACAUUGCCACUGAUGUGAGUGUGGCUGCUGCGUUCGUCUUGGAUGCCGGCUGCUUCACUUAUGUCACCCUCUCCUACGUCUUGAUCUUCUCAGCUCUCUUCCUACUGAUCUUCUUUGGUGCUUCAGAGCUAUUUGUUCUCACUGCAAUAUCCUUUGACCACUAUGUCACCAUCUGCUCCCCUUUGCGUUAUGAGCUCAUCAUGAACAAAACUGCCUGUAGUAGCAGCAUCAUGGCUCAAUGGGGGUCUAUCUCCUGCCCUGAGGACCACAUUGCCAUAGAUGUGAGUGUGGUUAGUGUGAUAUUCUUAGAUGGCAUCUGUUUCUUUUUCAUCAUCUUCUCCUAUGUCUGCAUCUUCUUAGCCGUACUGAGGAUGCCGUCCCCCGAGGGCUGGGCCUAA
Tachyglossus aculeatus (Australian echidna) is the source of this 1416-nucleotide messenger RNA. Its product is annotated as olfactory receptor 14A16-like. Gene Ontology annotation, cellular component: membrane. Gene Ontology annotation, biological process: G protein-coupled receptor signaling pathway. Gene Ontology annotation, molecular function: odorant binding; G protein-coupled receptor activity; olfactory receptor activity. Bases 1 to 1416 code for a protein of 471 amino acids. NCBI's taxonomy places the organism in Eukaryota, Metazoa, Chordata, Mammalia, Monotremata, Tachyglossidae. The transcript has 5 exons. The record is from RefSeq and is a predicted model, not a curated record.